ACGACGUUGGUGGUUAUGUAAACUUGAAAAUUAAUUUAUGUAACUCCUUUGUGUAAUAAUCACGAAAAUUCGACGCUUAUCGGAUUGUUUAAAGGCCUAGGACACAGAUCGGUGCAGUGUCAAAUGCUCACGGAAAACAGCUUGCGGGAAACGAAAAAUCAGAACAAAGAUGCGUGUUUUUCCAUGGGAUGAGAACAACUUGCUGAUAUGUGCUCUGGUCACAAUCGGGAUGCAGUUCUCAUUUUUUCUGGUGGCUUGUGGAUGUAAAUUUGAUAAAGUCACAGAUUUUGCUGGUGGUACCAACUUUGUUGUGCUGGCUGUCCUUACAUUUUGCCUGGCCCAGACAUAUGCAACACGGCAGAUAAUUGUCACCAUAUUUGUGAUAUUAUGGGGCUUUCGACUCUCAGGAUAUUUGUUUUAUAGAAUCAUCAAAAUUGGAUCUGACAAGCGCUUUGAUGGAACAAGGGAAAAUUUCUGCAGAUUCCUGGGCUUCUGGGUUUUCCAGGCUGUGUGGGUAUUCACAGUGAGCCUCCCUGUGAUAUUCAUCAACGCUCCUGUCUCUGCCCCCAUUCAGCCCACCCUGACUGCAGCAGACAUAGUCGGCAUCAUUGUCUUUGCCCUUGGGCUUCUUUGUGAAACGGUGGCAGACUUUCAAAAGUUCUUCUUCAGAAACAACAUUGAAAAUAAAGGAAAAUGGUGUGACAAAGGUUUAUGGUCAAUAUCCCGGCAUCCAAACUACUUCGGUGAGAUUUUCCUGUGGCUGGGGAUUUUUGUGAUGAGUGUAAAUGUUCUAACGUAUGGUCAGUGGGCGGCUGUCCUUAGUCCCAUCUUCAUACUGACCAUUCUCCUCUUCCUGAGUGGAAUCCCACCCCUGGAGAAAACAGCAGACGAGAGAUAUGGCCAACAACCUGCGUAUGUUGAGUACAAGAGAAGGACAGCAGCCCUCAUCCCUUUCCCUCCGCCUGUCUAUGCUAAACUGCCACAGUGUGUCAAGUGUGUGGUUUGCUGCGAAUUCCCACUUUACAACCACCUGGACGUCGAAUCCGCUGCCCCUGAAUUGUCGACGAGCUCCCCUAAUGAGGAAGGCACUUCGUUGUCCCCUGAUCCCGCUCAAACACGGAAAUACACCACAGCUUAAUAGCCUCCUACCUCUACCCCUUUGUCUUAAGGUCACACCAAUUUAAAUUGUCGUUUUACGGAGUGAAUACAUUUUUCAUCAGUGUCAGAGGAGAUUUUAAACAAAAAUUAAACUGGAAAAUCAUCUACUUUGGAAUAAAUCCCAGCGAUUUUGCCUGUGGAAGGUUAUUUUAAAUGAUCGUAAAGCUGUAAUUAAAAAACUAGAAAUUUAUAAUACUGUCAAGAUUAGACCAAAUAAAAAGGUGGAUUUUCCGUUUUAUUUUUAUUCUAUAUUCGGAAUUUUUAGUGUGGGCUCUCGUGUAAAACACAAAAUAAAAUGGUGUCACCUGGCAGUGAAGCAAGGAUAUACCUGCACUAAGCACGUGAUUGGCUGUUGUGUGACGAAGGGAGGCUACUCUGCAAGAUCAUGCAGGAUAAGAAUGUCAGGUAGAGCCUGUUAUAAUUCAGGCUUCUAUUAUCCAGCCAGUGACAAGAUGGCACUUUUACGAUUAUAUGUACAUAUAACCUGUCUUAGAUUUAUAAUCUGUUCUGUUCUCAAAAGAUUUUUUUAUAAGAUUUGUAUAUAAAUGUUAUAAUUAAUUUGCCGUUUGCUUUGAUACACAUGUACAUGUGUCAUCACCUUUGUAAAUUUAUUUUUAUACAAAUAUGAAUCAUUUUCUUGUAAGAGAUAUUACCUGAUCGUAAUAUUAGGUUAUUUUGGUGUAAAUCUCAUCUCAAAUUUUAAAUUUUUACCUCAUCCUAAGUGAGCCACGUUAAGUUUUUAUAUAUAACCCUGUUGAUUUUCAGUGACCUUGACCUCAUAAUAACGUAUUCACGUAUCUUUGUUUAUCGCAAGUAGCUCUGUCAGUUUGCUAUGAAACUCCCUGAAAGCCUCACAGAAAAAACAAUAUAUAGGAAAUGUACUUCAGAGUCCAAUCAAAACAUGCAUCAGUAUAUAUAAAACAAGAUAAAGCAUCAUGUAGUUUAGAAAGUGAAUACAAAACGUGACAACACAACCGGUAGAGCUGCCCUCGCAACUGUCCCAACCAGUAGAAGUAAGAUUUUAAUAUAUAUUUUCAAGGUCAUAUAGGAGAUAAAAAUUUAGUUCUAUGAAAGACGUGUUAACGGGAUUUUUUUUGGCCAUGUGCAAAUAUACAUACAUGUAUUAAAUAGAGAUGACCUUUCAAGCAACAAGUGUGUCGAGUGUGUCAUGCAACACACCGGCCGGUACGUUUACCUCCCCAAAUAAUAUCAUUUCAUGCUAUUCUAUAGAUUUCUACAGAUAAAAAAUACCGAGUUUGUUUACUUGUUAGAUAUGCUUUUAUGAGUUGUAUAAAGAUGAACUAUUAAAAUUCCCUUCAGUGAUAAAAGUGUUAUUUCGCAUCCUGCAUUUCUGAGAUUCGACUCGUGAAGAAAUAAGGUUCAGCGGUAGCAGGUUACAUAACAAAAACUGCCGUUAAAUCCUGAAACAUUAACUAGCGUAUAUUUUGAAUACAUUGUACUAGUAAUAUAUUGACUGGUCUCAUUAAAGUAGGCGUAUGGCAUGGUAGCCUGAAAGCAUUUAAACUCUGUACAAUCCUGUCAUUUUGUACCUGCUUUUUUGUUGUAGGCUAUGUGGAACAAAUGUGUUGUUUACUCUCUUUUGUAUAAACAAAAACAUAUAUGUUCAUAUAUAUAUUGUUAGAGAUCAGGAACCGAUUGGCGCAAAGACGUGUCUGACUUAAGUCAAAAUUUGAAACACGAUCUUAAAGCUUUUUUUCGGUUUUAUAAAGUAAAAUUUUUUGUCCACCUCACCAGCGUUAUGUUACACCAAAUGUGCCCAAAUUUAAACUUUCAGUACCAAAAAAUUAGCGUUUUGGGAAGAUUUCAAAUUUUUACUUUAGUCAGAAAUAGCUUUUUGAAAUCGGCCCCAGUAUUUGUACAUAUACCUUUUGUAGAUAUUUUAAUGUACGUGUACAUCUGUCAGUGCUAUUUCCAUGACAGACGAUGUAAAACGAGCCGUUGAGUAGACCUACGUCUACGGGCCUCUGUAUAAGGAGAGUACUGUCUCAUUUUCUGCAUCUCAAGACUUUUAUCAAAAAUUUAUUUGAAUUGGAUCGUGAGAAAAAAAUCCCUGUCAGAAACUUUGUAUAGCUAGGUCAAGUCUGGCCCCAUGUUGGACACUGUUCUGUGUUUUGUGUGUUCUCAGUUUACAUAGGUGUUUGGCAUAAAUUUAUGUGUUAGCCAGGGUUGUGUUAUUUGGACUUUUCCGUUUGUUUUUGUUAGCCUGUAUAUUCUGCAUUUUCCAUGUUCUUUUGACGGGUACAUUUGCAAGGUUUGCCUGAUUUUUCGUACUCUCAGGAAGUCGUGUUUGUUUUUAGUGUUUCAUAUAAGUUUUGUUAGUAGUCUUUCUCCUACUUGCACAUAUAGUUCAGCAUGAAAGAAAAGAUCAUGUGACUUGUACUCUAUCGGGGAAAACAAACCCCAGUUGAAAGUACAUGUACACUCCAUUUCAAACACUUAUGACAAGUAAAAGUUUGUGGCCAAUUUGGGUGUGGCUUUGUUCCUUGUUUUAUAACUAUUCCCUUUAAAAACAUGUUAUUCUUUGACACAUUGCCAUUUGCUGUUAUCGUAUCCUUUGAUUCUUAUUGAUGUUUGACUGCAUGCCAUUUGCUGUCCUGUUAUCCUUUGACUCUUGCCUAUGAGCAUUUGACUCUAUGUAUUGUGAUGCCACCAUAAUUUGACUCUAGGCCAUGUGAUGCCGGGCUAUCUGAGAUUUGUCUCUAUGCCAUGUGCGGCCCUGUUAUCAUUUAACUGUAUAUUAUGUGAUGACCUGUUACCAUUUGAUCUGAUGCAAUGUUAUAAUUUAACUCAUUGUCAAAUGAUGCUCUGCCAUCAAUUGACUCUACGCCACGAGGGUCUCUGUUAUCAUUUGAAUCCAAAGCCACGUGCAGCCUUGUUACCAUUUGACUAUGCCUUGUGCAGCCAUGUUGUUUUUUUAAUUUAUGCCGUAUAUGGCCAUCUUAUCGUGUCACUCUAUGCCAUGUGCGACCCUGUUACCCUUUGACUCUGUGGCAUGCUAUCGUUUGACUGGUGCUGUGUGUGGCCUGAUUAUUAUUUAACUCUGUCAUGUGAUGCCUUUUUAUUUGACUCUGAUGCAGCAUGCAGCCAUGUUAUCAUUUAACUCUAUACCAUGUUGUACGCUGUUAUCAUUUGACUCUGAUGCUACAGUGUAUGUGUGGCCAUGUUAUCUUUUGACUCUCAUGUUGUGUAUGGCCCUGUUGUCAUUUGACUACACAAUGUACACUGUAUAUCAUGUGAUGCCCUGUUAUCUGUUGACCUUAUGCCAUGUGCUGCCCUGUUAUUUUUUGACUGUGCCAUUUGUGGCCCUAUUAUCUUUUGACUCUUUGUCAUGUGUGGCCUUAGCUUUUGACUAUGCCAUAUGUGACCCUGCUAUCUUUUGACUCUAUGCCAUGUGCGACCCUGUUAUCCUUUGACUCUGUGCCAUGUGUGGCCGUUAUCUUUUGACUCUCUUCCUUGUGCGGCCCCGUUAUCUUUUGACUCUAUGCCAUGUACGGCCCUGCUGUCUUUUGACUCUAUGCCAUAUGCGGCCUUGAUAUCUUUUGACUCAAUGCUAUGUGCAGCCCUGCUAUCUGUUGACCCUAUGCCAUGCACGGCCAAGUUAUCCUUUUGACUGUUGAUAUUAGUUGAGUCCAAAUCACGUUGCAGUCUUCUUAUUGAACGGUUCUGUGGCUUUUUAAACACUUGACAAAAGGUCAUUCUUGAAUAAAAUGUACCUAUGCAAAUUCAUGUGUACACGUGCAAGAAAAAAAAGCUUUCUGGUCUGUGAUUGUGUGUUAAUGAGAAUCUUCUCAAAAUAAUAUUACACAUCUCAAUACUACAACUACAGCUUUAUAAAACAGAAAAGCAUUUGCGCAUUUCAUGUAACAAAUUCCAUCGCCUUCUCCGUAUACAUAUACAUCCUUAUUGAUGUUUGACGCCAUGCCAUUUGCUGUCGUGUUAUCCUUUGACUCUUGCCUAUGAUCAUUUGACUCUUAUGUCAUGUGAUGCCAACCAUAAUUUGACUCAAGACAAGGCUAUCUGAGAUUUGUCUCUAUGCCAUUGCAGUCCUGUUAUCAUUUAACUCUAUAUUAUGUGAUGACCUGUUAUCAUUUGAUCUGAUGCAAUUUAACUCAUUGUCAAUUGAUGACCUCUUAUCAACGGACUCUGUGCCAUGAGGGUCUCUUUUAUCAUUUGAAUCCAAAGCCACGUGCGGCCUUGUUAUCAUUUGACUAUGCAUUGUGCAGCUAUGUUGUAUAAUCUUCUCAAGAUAAUAUUACACAUCUCAAUGCCAUAACUACAGCUACAUAAAACAGAAAAGCAUUUGCACAUUUGAUAUUACAAAUUCAAUCACCUUCUCCGUAUACUUAAUAUAAAAAUGACACGACAUAAAGUGCAAGCUUCAUGUGAUGUGGGAUCUAAAAAUAUAGUGCCUAUUGCUAUCUACUGUAUAUGCAUAAAUCAGUAAAUUAUUGGUAAAUUUCACACUUUAUUUGGGUAAUAAUACCAUAUGAAAGUAUUAUAUAAUACAUUAUAUAAUAAUGUUCACUUUAUAUUUCUGGCCAUGGUACAUGUAAAUAACCUCAGCCGUACACGGAUGAAUGAAUGUACAAGGUAUGUAGGCCUGGCGCAACUAGUGCCUUAGAAGUAACCGACACAAUACUUCAACAGCUUAUGAUUUUCUGGAAAAUCUGGGCCCGUACUUAUCUCCACGUUUUAAAGACGUUUACAUAAGAAAAUAAAAUGCUUUGCUCUAGAAAGUGUAAAAUUUGGACUAGCACAAUGUACUAACCACAGUUUGGGUUCUUUUCUUUUCUGGUUUUAGCUUUUUAAGGACUUGCAAUUUAUGACAUAAGUUGCUUGAUAAAUACGGGCCCUGGUUCCUGCUUCAAAUUAAGCCAUUUUGACUUAGUCCAAGACUUGUCAUUUUUACAAAACAAAAUAGUUGGAGCUUGAUGCUCAAAGUUCGAUGGGGGCCUCCGUGGCCAAGGUGGUUAGCACGACAGCACGGCGCAAUAACCGAGGAGCCUCUCACCAAUGUGGUCGUCUUGAGUUCAAGCCCAGUAAGUGGGAAGGUCUUGCAGUAACCUGCGGAUGGUCGUGGGUUUACCCUGGACUCUGCCCGGUUUCCCGCCACCGUAAUGCUGGCUGCCGUCGUAUAAAUGAAAUAUUUCCUGAGUGCGGGGUAAAAUACAACCAAUCAAAUAAAUAAAUAAAUCGAAAUUCGAUGAAACCACCUCCACGCACCCAAUCUGAAAUCAUGAAUGAGGGCAGGUUUCAGGUCAAUGGUUACAUUAUGGAGAUCGGUUUGUCACACCAGUAACGGAUCCGUGUGGUGAUGGGCAAUUCCAUAUGAUUGCAUGCAUGGUCAGGCUUAUCACCGAUGGUUCUAUACAUAUACUGUAGUUGGUAGUAAGUUUUCAUUAUGAUCCAUGUAUACAGGAAUUUUCAGUACCGUAUAUACUUCUUGCUUGCAAACUGCUUUUGGCUGCGUCAAGUUUGCUCAAAGGUUUUUCUUUUCCGAUGUGUUAACGGUAAGUUUGUUGUUGAAAAAGGUUUUUUUUUUGUGUGAAAUGUUGAACAAUCUUUAUUCAGUAAAUACAUAUAUGUUUAUAGAUAUACAUGUAUAUCAGUUUUAUCGAUCACAAUGUUUUUAAUGAAGAUUAUUA
Messenger RNA from Liolophura sinensis, 6824 nucleotides. RefSeq lists its product as uncharacterized. Gene Ontology annotation, cellular component: membrane. The transcript has 7 exons. The record is from RefSeq and is a predicted model, not a curated record. The coding region runs from base 170 to 1138 and encodes 322 amino acids. NCBI's taxonomy places the organism in Eukaryota, Metazoa, Mollusca, Polyplacophora, Chitonida, Chitonidae.